GCCCGGAAACACCCAGAGUGCGGUUAGCUCUUGUUUGGCCAACAGCUUUUCCUCAGACAGAACAGAAGAACAGCGAAGAUGGCGGCGCUUCGAGUCGUGGUGCUCUCGGGGAGUGGGAGAGCUCUCCUCUGCACGCCUAAGACCGUUAAAACCCCAAAGGCCAACAUGUCCUUCGCCAGCCUGUCGGGGAGGAAGAAGAUCGCCCUGUCCACUCUGGGCGUGGUCACGGCGGGCGGCGCCGGGCUCGCCCUGAUGCUGCACCAGUCCGUCAAGGCCUCCGACCUGGAGCUGCACCCGCCCCACUACCCCUGGAGCCACGCCGGGCCGCUGUCCUCCCUGGACCACGCCAGCAUCCGCCGUGGCUACCAGGUGUACAAGCAGGUGUGCUCCGCCUGCCACAGCAUGGAGUACCUGGCCUUCAGGAACCUGGUGGGGGUGUCGCACACAGAGGAGGAGGUGAAGGCCAUCGCUGAGGAGGUGGAGGUGGUGGACGGCCCCGACGAGAGCGGCGAGAUGUUCACCCGGACGGGGAAGCUGUCCGACUACUUCCCCAAGCCCUACCCCAACCCGGAGGCGGCCCGCGUGGCCAACAACGGCGCCCUGCCGCCAGACCUCUCCUACAUCGUCAACGCCAGACACGGCGGCGAGGACUACGUGUUCAGCCUGCUGACGGGCUACUGCGAGCCCCCGGCGGGCGUGGCCGUGAGGGAGGGGCUCUACUACAACCCCUACUUCCCCGGCCAGGCCAUCGGCAUGGCCCCGCCCAUCUACAACGAGAUCCUGGAGUUCGAGGACGGAACCCCCGCCACCAUGAGCCAGGUGGCCAAAGACGUGUGCACCUUCCUGCGAUGGGCCGCCGAGCCGGAGCACGACCAGCGAAAACGCAUGGGACUGAAGCUGCUGAUGGGCGCCGGCAUCCUGGUCCCGCUGCUCUACUACAUGAAGAGGCACCGCUGGUCCGUCCUGAAGAGCCGCAAGAUCGCCUACCGGCCCCCCAAGUAAAGGCAGGCCCCUCACACACCCCGACCGGGCCUAAAACCCAAGAGAGCUGCGUUCAAAGACCCCACAACACUCACCUCAGGAUGCGCGCAACAAGCAGACACACACACACACACACACACACACACACACACACACAUGCCUUCUAACAGCGGGUGGAGUAAAGGUAUAUACACACACUAUGUGGGCUUAUGUGGAAAAGGCCUUUUUUCUUAGUUCUAGGCAUGGUUAGAACCAGUGUGGCUAACAUUUCUGUAUCGAUAAUAAGAGUCC
Molecule: messenger RNA, 1272 nt
Organism: Menidia menidia (Atlantic silverside)
Lineage: Eukaryota; Metazoa; Chordata; Actinopteri; Atheriniformes; Atherinopsidae
Source: the annotation of a GenBank genome assembly